Lottia gigantea (owl limpet) is the source of this 330-nucleotide messenger RNA. RefSeq lists its product as hypothetical. Bases 1 to 330 code for a protein of 109 amino acids. The record is from RefSeq and is a predicted model, not a curated record. The transcript has 6 exons. Lineage: Eukaryota; Metazoa; Mollusca; Gastropoda; Lottiidae.
AUGGAGUUUUACAAUUUAAGAGGGUUAACUAGCUAUUAUGAAAUAGUUUUUACUAUUAAAGGGAGGAGGGAGGGAGAUAACCAGUCUGUCUAUGUUGGAGCACACAGAACACUGGAUGAUUCUCGUUUAGAUUGGAUAAAUGGUGGAACAGUUGAUGAGUCGUUCUGGCAACCUGGUGAACCAAACAAUGAAAGUGGGGACGAAAACUGUGUAGAAGUUCAGUCUACUGGACCAUUUAACGAUAAAAGUUGUUUUACGUUGAGUGGUUAUAUUUGCCAGAUAUUAACUAAAUUACCACAGGCACAGGAAAGAGUUAUUGUAUUGGCAUAA